This is a messenger RNA of Oldenlandia corymbosa var. corymbosa, 1839 nucleotides long. Lineage: Eukaryota; Viridiplantae; Streptophyta; Magnoliopsida; Gentianales; Rubiaceae. The record is from the annotation of a GenBank genome assembly.
AUGGCUACCAUUUCUGCACCUUCAGACGAAGCAGCUGAGCUGCUGCAGAAACUGUCCUUGGAUUCGCUCGACAAACCCAUCCAGGAUUCAGAGCCUGCAAAGAAAGCUUCGGGUGUUAAGUAUGGAGUGGACAUCGGGGGUAGUCAGAUGAAUGGUUUUAGCAAACCUUUCGAGAGGACUGCCAGUCCUCAUCCCGAUUUUAUGAACCCCAGCAUGUUCUACAAUCCCACUGGAUAUCCUUCCUCAACCUAUUAUUAUGGAGGUUUCAAUGGAUCCUCUGUGAAUGACUGGGAUCACUAUGGAAGUUCCAAUGGGGUUGACAUGUCUCCUGGUGUUUAUGGAGAUUAUCAAAACAGUUACGGCUAUGCACCUUAUGGAACUUAUUCCUCACCCGGAGGACCUGAUUCUGCUCUGUAUGGACCCCAGCAUUUCCAGUAUCCUAUUAGUUAUUUCCAGCCUUCCUCCACCGGCAAUGGAACUUACACACCUAAUGGUGGAGUUAACUCUUCCCAAAAAGAUUUGUCAACUCCUCUGGCUGCUGACUCCAUGCAAUUAUCAGCAGGAGGAGCAAGUUCUAAAGGUAAUCAGGGUUUUGCGGCAAAUGUUGUCAGCCACUCAAGCAAUGACUUGUCAAAAUCAUCAAAAUCGAGUUAUCACAACAAUCGGAAUGUGAAAUCAAAUGAUUUUUACGGAUGGGGAGGCUUUCCCUCAGUGAGUUCAGUGAACACAUCAACUUUUUCGUACGGGCAUAAUUAUUCUCCAAUGACAAAUCAGAGUCUUCGUCCUCUUCCGCACCUUAUGGGUAUGCAACAAUCAGCGACAGGAUCUGGAAUGGACCGAGCAGGAUUCAUGAAUCGAAUGUAUCCAAGUAGUAGUAGGAUGUACGGUCAAUAUCCGAAUACAUUCAGACGUGGUGCUGGAUAUUAUUCCAAUAGCCGUGGGUGGUUGACUGUCGACAAUAAGUAUAGGUCCAAGGUUCGUGGCAGUAACUUUGUUCUCUCUGGUAAUGAAAGUGUGAAUGGCUUAAACGAGGUAAAUAAGGGUCCUCGAGCAAGAGGCUUCAAGGAGCAAAAGGAUUCUGAAUCAUCCACUUCUGUGAACGAGAAGAGUACAGAGGAUGAUCAAACUGUUUGUUGUACAGAUAGGGAACAGUACAACCGAGAUGAUUUCCCGGAAUCACACACUGGUGCUAAGUUCUUUGUAAUAAAAUCAUACAGCGAGGAUGAUGUCCAUAAAAGCAUUAAAUAUCGUGUGUGGACCAGCACUCCGAAUGGAAACAAAAAACUCGAUGCGGCAUUCAAGGAAGCCCAAGCCCAGGAGAAAUGUGGUGGAUGCCCUGUUUUCCUUCUAUUCUCUGUUAACGCGAGUGGCCAAUUUGUUGGUCUCGCUGAAAUGACGGGUCCAGUUGAUUUUGACAAAAGCCUGGAACAUUGGCAGCAGGACAAGUGGACCGGUUGCUUCCCUGUAAAGUGGCAUUUUAUCAAAGAUGUACCUAAUAGCAUGUUGCGCCACAUUAUACUGGAAAACAACGAGAAUAAACCUGUCACAAACAGCCGAGACACCCAAGAGGUUAGGUUAGAGCAGGGUAAUGAAAUUGUUAAGAUAAUUAAAGGUCAUUCUAGCAGGACGUGCAUUUUGGAUGACUUUGAGUUUUAUGAAGGGCGUGAAAAGGCAAUGCAAGAGAAAAAAGCAAAGCAGCAACAGUUUAAUAAGCAGGCCAAUGAUGCCGUGGUAGUCGGCGCUGAGAAAGAUGGAUCAAUAAGUAAACCAGCAACGCACACAUCUGGUAGCCUAAGUACCCCCUUGACUGAGGACUCGGCUGCUCCAAAUGCUGCUUAA